GAGCCACUUGAAGAAAGUAUCCCACCCCUCGAUCAAGACGCACAAGACUCUGAACCGAAGGAUAUCUUGGCCUCCCUACAGAAGCUGAUUAUUCGGGUCUAUGUAAUGAUUUAUCCCACACCAUGAUCCCAUACAGAUACGAAACUUAGACAGAUUUAGUCAAUAAGUCGACAGAUUUGUUCAGGGACAUCUGCGUUGGCGUCAAACAUGCGCAAAGAUCUUACGCUAUCAAAGCAGAGAAUCGCCGUAAACGGAAUGAUCGCUUCUCACGUGAAGUCACCCUGAUUGUUUGUUUUUAAAGCAAGCGACAAGCUUAUCGACUCUGAAAAUCCCCGCAACCGAGAAACCGAAGUGGGAACGAGCGCUGACAUCCACAAUAUAUCUGGAAAUACGGUGUCCUGAGCCAUGGGGGCCUUCUUGGACAAACCGAAGACAGAGAAACAUAAUGCUCACGGAGCGGGCAAUGGUCUACGCUUUGGCCUGAGCAGCAUGCAGGGCUGGAGAGUAGAGAUGGAGGAUGCACACACUGCCGUUGUGGGUCUACCGCACGGCCUAGACGACUGGUCCUUCUUCGCAGUGUACGACGGUCACGCUGGUUCCCGUGUAGCCAACUAUUGCUCCAAACACCUGCUGGAGCACAUCAUAACCAGCAGUGAGGACUUCCGUUCAGGGCCCGACUCCGUGGAGGGUGUUAAAAGCGGCAUUCGUUCUGGCUUCCUAAAGAUCGACGAGUACAUGCGCAACUUCUCGGACCUACGUAAUGGCAUGGACCGUAGUGGCUCCACGGCAGUUGGCGUGCUGGUGUCUCCUGAGCACCUCUAUUUCAUCAACUGCGGAGACUCCCGUGCCGUACUCAGCCGUGUCGGACAGGUACGAUUCUCCACACAAGACCACAAGCCGUGCAACCCACGUGAAAAAGAGCGCAUUCAGAAUGCAGGAGGUUCUGUGAUGAUCCAAAGGGUGAAUGGUUCACUUGCUGUGUCACGUGCCCUGGGGGACUAUGACUACAAGUGUGUGGAUGGGAAGGGCCCAACUGAGCAGUUGGUAUCUCCGGAACCGGAGGUGUUUGAAAUCCCACGUGUUUCAGAAGAGGAUGAGUUUGUGGUGCUCGCCUGCGAUGGCAUCUGGGAUGUGAUGAGCAACGAGGAAUUGUGUGAUUUUGUGCGCUCUCGAUUAGAAGUGUUGGAUGACUUGGAGAAAGUCUGCAACUCUGUGGUGGACACCUGCUUACAUAAGGGAAGCCGUGACAACAUGAGUGUUGUUCUAGUAUGUUUCCCCAAUGCACCGAAGGUAUCAGAGGAGGCUGUUAAGAGAGAGGCCGAGUUGGACAAGUUCCUGGAGGCUCAUGUGGAAGAAAUUAUGGAGAAGUCAGGGGAGGAAGGCAUCCCAGAUCUAAGCCAUAUCAUGCACAACCUUCGUCCUGAGAGCAUCCCCAACCUGCCACCGGGUGGUGGUCUCGCUAGCAAACGUAGUGUAAUUGAGGCCGCUUACAACAGGCUAAACCCACACAGAGAAGAAGAUGGGGACAGCCAGGGAGGAGCAGUCGGCGGUGAGGAGGAAGAAGAGGGUAGCCCCACUGCUGCCCACCUGCUGGAGGCACUACGACAGUUCCGGCUCAGUCACCGAGGCGAAUACCGCCAAGUGCUGGAGCAGGCGCUAUCCACUUACGCCACGACACGAACUGACCCCAAGGAGGAACCUCCCUCGCCCCCUCCGUCCCCGGCCACUGAACCCCUCAGCUCUGAGGAGGGACAGGACGAAGCAGCUACGUCACAGUCUUUGGACGAGCUCUCCGGCGCCCCCACUGCAUGACCCUGUUUAGUACCCACUAAACCCAGCCCUGCUAUCAAAUCCUUUUCCCCAGACCAGCUCUCUUGCCUAGACUGCUAGUUUGCUUUUGGCAGUCUUCCUCCUUAGAGCACUUCCAGUGCAGGUUUUUGGUUGUCUUUAUGGAUUUGUAAUGGCACUCUGGGUGGAUAUUUUGUAUUUGUGAGCCCUGUAAACAGUAGAAGUCGCAUACAAAGGAAGUUUUGCACAGAAUUCUUAUCACUAAAAACCUGCUCUGAAACUGCAAGUGAGGUUAACCUUGGCAUAUCCCAGCUCAGUCUGCAGUAAGCACUUUCUCAUAUCUCUGCACUUAGCCUUAGGUUUUUAAAAUGAGACAUGGAGGUGUAAUCUAAUGAAGUGUUGAAGAGAGAGUUCACCUAGACAUAACAAUUGUCAUCUACUUGCCCUGAGGUUAUUCCAGACAUAAUGGCUUUAUUCUAUAGAACACAAAGAUAUUUUGGAAGAUUUAUGCAUCUUUUGUUGUGUUUUUGUCGUCUUUUUUGUUUGUGUUUUUAGGGUUUGUUUAAUUUAGUUUUAUGGUGUUGUUUGUUUUG
Messenger RNA from Carassius carassius (crucian carp), 2381 nucleotides. Its product is annotated as protein phosphatase 1B-like. Gene Ontology annotation, cellular component: cytosol; nucleus. Gene Ontology annotation, molecular function: manganese ion binding; magnesium ion binding; protein serine/threonine phosphatase activity. The coding region runs from base 406 to 1812 and encodes 468 amino acids. Gene Ontology annotation, biological process: positive regulation of canonical NF-kappaB signal transduction; protein dephosphorylation; positive regulation of canonical Wnt signaling pathway. The record is from RefSeq and is a predicted model, not a curated record. NCBI's taxonomy places the organism in Eukaryota, Metazoa, Chordata, Actinopteri, Cypriniformes, Cyprinidae. The transcript is spliced from 6 exons.